Drosophila subobscura is the source of this 584-nucleotide messenger RNA. RefSeq lists its product as uncharacterized. The transcript has 4 exons. The record is from RefSeq and is a predicted model, not a curated record. The coding region runs from base 71 to 487 and encodes 138 amino acids. NCBI's taxonomy places the organism in Eukaryota, Metazoa, Arthropoda, Insecta, Diptera, Drosophilidae.
ACAAACGACUCGCUUCAGAACUCUACUCAGAACUAAAUCAAAGUAAAGAAUUUUCUCAGCUGCCAGCACAAUGAUUUAUCUACAGAAAUGUUGCUGCUUUGUGGAUCUACGCCUGGGCACAAUGAUAGUGGGCUUGGUCCAUGCCAUUGCUGAUUUGCUGGGCGGUUUCUUCAUCAUGAUAUUCGCGGGCACAGGCACACCCGAUCUCUGCCACAAGCUGACCAUUUUCUUGUUCCUAAUACACAUUAUUAGUUGUGCUGGCUUGGUUUACGGUGCCAUUAAGCUAGACACCAAGUACAUGAUUCUCUACAUAUUGAUGACCAUAGCUAUGCUCCUAUAUCUGAUCCCGCUGUUUGUGGCCGAUGCAAUACUCGCCAUUUGGUACUUUGUUUUGGUCACUUAUUUUAUAUUGUUUUGGCUCUCUUUGUACUGCUGGCUGGUGGCCUACUCCUUCUAUGCGGCCCUGGGCGGUACGCUGUUCCUAUAAAGCUCGAGGACUUGUCUUAUCAAUAUUAAAUUAUUAAUGUCUUUCUCUUUGUUUAAAUGUCAAAAUUCUAAUAAUUAUAGAAGCCUUUUGCCAAGUC